Messenger RNA from Brassica rapa (field mustard), 8792 nucleotides. RefSeq names its product protein FAR-RED ELONGATED HYPOCOTYL 3. Gene Ontology annotation, molecular function: zinc ion binding. The record is from RefSeq and is a predicted model, not a curated record. NCBI's taxonomy places the organism in Eukaryota, Viridiplantae, Streptophyta, Magnoliopsida, Brassicales, Brassicaceae.
UUAACAUAGUACUUCUCUUUUAUCAUCACACUCCCCUUAGUUUAACUAUUUCACUUAGCAAAAUUAUACUCUUCCCGGGUGUCCCCUUAGUUUAUGCACUCAUUUGUUUGUUUUUGUUGCGUGUCUUUUGUUUUCGGUAAAUAUUAAAUCAUCCAUUUUCCAUUUUAAUUUAUAUUUAAAAACUUAAAACAAAAUGCAUUGAUGAAAGUAGAAACCAUCAAUAUUAAAAAAAAAAACAAAAAAAAAACGUUUGGCUUUUAAAAUAUAGAAGGAUGUAGUCUAUCAGUUACCAAUAACCUUUCUUUUUGAAUUGCAAGGUGCAUAAAAUUUGGUUAACCAAAUAUGUUGGGAAUUGGCUGGAGGGAGUUUUAUCAAGUGUUAUAUACUUCUCUUAAAUGCAACUCAGCUGCCUUGGACUCGAUUAAAUGAUUUUUCUUACUUGGCUAAACUAGACUAGACAUCUUCUACUUUAGACGGGUUCAAAAGAAGAUAUGAAGAACACAGAGCUACCACAUUCACAACUUGCCAAAAAUAUAUGUCACACACUCGCAUUAUCAUUAAUUUAUCAACGAGGUAUGGUAUCUUUGGUAGGAUAUCAUAUACCUAAACUAUGAUUUGAGAUGCUUAUUUUGUGGUUUUCUUGGGUCCAUAUAAAAACUGAGAAAAUCAAUCAUGUGCAAAGUCGUCAUUGGCUCCAACAUACACUGAAACAUGAUUGUUUCUGAUUGACUCACGAAGUUUCCGUUAAUUUAGUUUUCUUAUUGCAAUCACUGUCAUUUAAAACACGGAUUCGUGGGUCGGUAUGUUUUUGUUUUCGAGGUCAAAAUUACUAAUUACUGGCGGGGAGUCUACGUUUCCUAAUAACAAAGUCAUUUUCCAAACAGAUUAGGCUUUUCAAUAAAGGAAAAAGUUGUUCAUCAUAGCAAUUAGCAAGCUCCACCUGAAUAUUUUUUCCCUCUUUCUCAAAAAAAAAAAAAAUAUUUUUUCUCUCAUCUAAAUUUCUGUAGUUCAAUAAAGAAUGAAGAUUUACACAUGUUUUGUGUUCUUAACAUCAAACGAUUAUUAACAUGCUAGUUGUUAUAUGCUUUAUAUGUCUAUUUGAUUUGUUGGAAAUUUUAAAAACUAAUAUGGUAUAGGAACAUGUUAAUUAAUUUUAUAUGCUUUAUAAAUGUUUUAAUAUAUUCAAUAUUAUUGGUCUUAAGGCCGACGAAGAACUUUUUGUUUGCUUUUCAAUCCAUUUCUAUUGAUUGGGAUGUAUGAUCUGUAACAAUUUUUACUUCUUACACAUACAAAUCCAGUUUUAAACAGAUUUUAGUUUAAAUAAUCUGGUUAGUCAAAUAAUGUGAUUCGAUAAAAAAAAGCCACUAAUGAAUGAGGGGGAAGUUUACUUUAAAAACUAGAUUAUAUCAGUUGAAACAAUUAGAAAGACUAAAAUAGAAAACCUAUAUGUUUGGAUGAAUUGAACCAAAAUCCAAAUCUAUUUGAUCAUUGUAUUCUAUACUGAACAAAGACAAUUUAAUUUAUUUGAUUAGUUAUAUUCAUAAACGUUGGUCUGGGUCAAAAUUUCGUGCCUAAUAAUUUUAUUGACUAGUGUGAAUUGUUUUCACCUUCUUCUUUGCUUUUCUAUAGUUGACAUAUCUAAAACAAAAUCUUUUGGAUACUUACACCUUUAGAGCACCCACAAUGGUUAAGAACCGUUGUUGAAGUUUUUAUUAAUAUAAAACUAAUAGUAUUAUUGAUGUAAUUAAGUAAAAGAAUAAAAAUUUUAAUGUUUGUCAAAAACUGCCCAGUAAAAAGUAUACAAAUGGCGUUUGAGUAUUUAGAGCCGCUCUUUCCAUGCUUGUUUUUAGAAACGAUUUUGCUUUUCUCUCUCUAGAUUUAAUUCUUUUAAAAUUUUUAAUAGGUAUCAUAUUUGGAGAUGGCCUUGCACACCCAAGACUUGGUCGAUUUUUGUCAUUGUCAAAAAUCAAGAAAAUAGGGGUGAUUUAGUUUGGUUGUCGGAAGUGACUUUAGUUAUAAUUUUUAUCUACGGUUUUAAAAACCACCAAUCAUGUUUUAUAUCAAAUUUUUAAACUACAGAUGUGAUUAGUUGGGCUGUAAGGGCUGACUUUAGAUUUAAUAUUAAUCUACAGCCUUUAAAUCAUCAAUCAUGAUUUAUCUUAUUUCUAAAACCUACAGCCAAAAAAUGAAAAAAUGGCUGUAAAAGCUUUAUUUUCUAAAACCUUAUUUUUUUGCUGUAUGAAAUAUAUUGUUGUAGCAAUCAAUUGUAAAGCUACAUCACUUACAGAUAAAUAAAUAAAAUCUUACAACCAAAAUUAUAAAGUAAAGUUUCUACAGUUACAGUCCAACCAAUCACCACAUACAUCAAAAAAAUAAAGUUACAGCAAAAAAAAAUGCAUGUCAAAGUUUUAUUUUCUAAAACUCCAUCUUUUUAACUAUAGAAAAUUUUAAAGUGAGAUUUCUUAAAACUAAAUAAAAAAAUCAUACAUACUAAAUUAUAAAGUAAUUUGUUUACAGUUGCAGCUCAACCAAUUUUGUUUAAAAAAUAAAAAUAAUUGAGAAAAUUGCAAAUAAAAUGGAGUAUCGAUCCGACUGAUGUUGAGUUUAUUCAUUAGUGAUCUAAUUUAUGAUACCUUUGUGGGAUAGAUUUUAUCAAAAAGAAAAACCUUUAAGGUGAAUUAAUGUAAUAUACAUAGGAAAAAAAAUUAAAUAAAUAAUCAUAUGUUUAGAAGUGAUAAGUAUACAAAAGAAGAAUAAUGAUAAAAAAAUAAUAAAUCUAAAGAAGUUUUUGUUUUUAGAAAACAUGUCCUAUAUUAUAUUCUUGACAAGUUAAACGUUUAUUAAGUUGGCAAACAAAUUAAAGUCCUUACUUCCGGACAUUAUUCUCCAAAAAAAAAGAAGAAACUCAGCUCAUAGGCAGAAGUGGCAUCGAGAGCGCUCAAGACAGCAAGAGAAUGGAUUCAUGCACAACAGCACAAGGAAACAUAGUCAAACAACCACAACCAGCUAAAAGAAGGAUUAAUCAAAGGAGGCAAGAAACAGAAAUCUCAGAUCUUAUCAUGUGCUUCACAGAUGCAGCGUGGGAUCAGCCGAUCAGGGGUGGACCUAGGUGAGAGGUUGGUGGGGGCAUGUGCCACAUACAAGAAAAAAAGAUUUCAUUAGUUUCUUUGAAGAUUUGAGGAACUCAAAUAACUUAAAUCUCUUAUGUCCCAUGCACAUUUGACUAAAAAUUUGAGGCAUCUCCUCUGGAGCCCCUAAACGUGGAUUCGAAAAUCUCCUAUGGGCUCUAUCAACCACCUAUGCCCCUCAUUCAUUAAUGAGUCGCGAAAUAUCGUUUAUACCCUUCCGUGGGUGAAAUAAAAAAAAUCGAAAAAUCGAAAUUGAAGGAAUCAGAGAUGUCGGGUUGAGAGGAGGGGUUCUGGUUCUGGUCCGGCACAAAUUUAGGUUUGGGUUAUGGCGGGUUUAUAGAUUGGGCGGUUUGGUUAUAUGAUUCUGAUUGAAUGUCAAUUAAAAAGAUAAAAAUUAAAAUAAAACAAAAAAUAUGAAAUUAAAGCGAGAAAUAAAUUAUCUAUUCCCCCAUCGUGACCAAAAAGCUCGAUCGAUUCCUUCCAGCUCGUCGAAUUCAAUUCGCAGCUCCCGAGAAAUCUCUCAGCUCCCCAGAAAGCUCGAUCGUUGGAUUCUCCGGCGAAUGCAGGUUAGUUGUUCUCCUCCCCAAGCUGCAUUGGAUAAAAAUUGUUUUUAGGGUGUGUAAUUGGAAAUGUGAAUUAAUUAAAGCAUAUGGUUGGUUGAUUGAUUUGAGUUGCCUCUAUGGAAUUGAGUUGAGUUGAGUUGAGUUGAGUUGAGUUGAGUUGAGGUUCUUGAGCUUAUAGUACCUGAAACCUCAAUUUGAUAUGUAGUUGAAGCAUAACUUGGUAAAACUAGUAGAACUGAUAAUUGAAGUAUAAUACGUAUAACUGUAGAUAAUUAGAUAACACUAGUAUAACCGUGACUUGAAUUUGUUGUUUUUGCAGGAUACAAUGUCGAAACACGUGAGCAUACAUUUCAAAUUCAAAGAUCGAGUCUAUAGUGUAACCAUGAAGACAACAGUGGAUGAUAUAACUUUGGCAAUGCUUGAAGAAAGGUUGUAUAAAAAGUUGUCGUUGAAUGAAAGGAAUGUAAAACUGGUGCUGAGGUACAUGCCGUUGGUGGUUGGAUGUGAGGCAGAGCUAACUAUUUGUGAUGAUGAGGAUUUGUUUGUUUACCUAAUAACAAUUGAUAAAGACAACCGUAGAAGUCUUUUGUUAGUGGAGGAGACGAGUGUAUCGGAUCAGUUAGAGGUGGUGUCAAGAGUGUGCAAAAGUUCUGUUGGUAUGAAUUACCAAGCAUUGCAGGGAAAUGAUGAUGAAGUCGGACCUAAAGCCCUGAUUCUGUACGUAGAAAACGGGGAGGCAGAUCAACAGAAGAAGCAGAUAGAGGUAGAGAAUGAUGACGAAAGAAGACAUGAUGAUUUUAUGGAAACAGGCGCUGAGACAGAAACCGCAGCUGAGACGGAAACUGCAGCUGAGACAAACCACAGCUGAGACGGAAACUGCAGCUGAGACGGAAACUGCAGCUGAGACUGAAACUGCAGCUGAGACAGAAACCGCUCCUGAGAAGGACACUACAGCUAAUAUGGAUGGCAGUGGUAAUAUGUAUGUUGAGCAGCUACCUUUAGUAAAAUGUAGUCAAGUUAUAGAGGAAUGGGGAGAUGCUAUGGGUCUGUACCUUCUGCAGGAAUUUCCAAACAAGAGAUCACUUCAAGAGGUGGUGGAUAGAGCUGCAUUUGGUUGCAGCUUUCGUUAUGUUAUUAAAAAAUCUGAUCGAAAACGGUUGGUGUUAAAAUGUUGUGAAGCAAACUGUAAAUGGGGAUUGCGAGCUGCGAGGAUUCGAGAGACGGAAAUUUUUUCUAUUAGGAGGUACUGGGGUGUGCAUACAUGCUCUCGGACUAAUCAAAGUAAUAGCUGCAACAGCAAGAGGAAAGGAUCUGCAGAAUUAGUUGCAACUUUUUUGAAUGAGGAAUAUCCUUGAAAACUGAUGACUCCUGUUCCGAGAGAUAUCAUAGACUUAAUUAAGUUAAGACUGGGUGUAUCGGUAUCUUACUCCACAGCCUUGAGAGGGGAAAAUCUAGCUAUGCGUGAGUUGCGUGGUAAUUCAGUAGAUAGCUACAAGAUGUUGCCUAACUACUUGUACAUGUUAGAGCAGGUUAAUUCCGAAACAACAACAGAGGUGAAGUUGGAUGAGGCAGGUAAGUUCAAGUACCUUUUCAUAGCUUUAGGAGCUUGCAUUGAAGGGUUUAAGGCCAUGAGGAAAGUGAUUCUUGUGGAUGCUACAUUUUUGAAGAACGGAUAUGGUGGGGUACUAGUAUUUGCUAAAGCUCAAGAUCCUAAUCGUCACCAUUAUCCCCUCGCGUUUGCGGUACUUGACGGUGAGAAUAAUGCUAGUUGGACUUGGUUUUUCGAGAUGCUCAAAACUGUUAUACCGAACUCUUCUGAAAUAGUUUUUAUGAGCGAUAGAAAUCAGAGCCUCAUCACUGCUGUAGCUAAUGUGUAUCCACAAUCUCACCAUGGCCAUUGUAUAUGGCAUCUAGCUCAGAAUGUGAGAAACCAUGCUUGUAACACCAUCAAAGCCGUAGUGCCAUGGAGAUUUAUGGAGUUGGCUAGGUAUUACACAGUGCCUGAGUUCGAGGCUGCUUAUGCAUCUUUUAAGGUGAGAUAUCCUUCAGCCUGCAAGUAUUUGGAGGAGAAAACCAACAGAGCAACAUGGGCUAGGGUCUACUUUCCAGGUUGUAGAUACAACUUGGACACUAGCAACAGUGUGGAGUCGAUGAAUAGCGCGUUUAGGGACGCAAGGAGGUAUGCCUUGAUACCAUUGUUGGAUACAAUCAUCAAAAAAAUAUCUGACUGGUUUAAUGAACAUCGGAAGGACGCCGUGUCUGGAUCACUUGAUACCAAACUGGUUCCUCUGGUUGAGAUCCAUUUGCACAACUUAUGGGGCAAAGCUGAGAAAACGCCAGUGCGUGAGCUGAAUAGUUAUGAUCUUGAGUACGAGGUUACCGACACUGACAAUGGGAAGGUUUAUUUGGUGAAUUUGAUAGCGAAGUCGUGUAGCUGCAAGGUAUUUGAUUAUGAAAAGUAUCCCUGUCUUCACGGACUUGCUGUUUACUUAUAUUUCCUUGAAGUUCCUGCUACUAAUGGUCGUCGACGUGAGGUCAACAUAGAGUAUCAUCAGUUGUGCUCAAAGUAUUACUGGACAGAACUUUGGGCAAUGGCUUAUUACAGGACCAUUUAUUCUGUGCCGGACAAGUCUGAAUGGAUUGUACCAGAUCACAUCAAAGAGCUCCAGAUCAUACCUCCGAAAAGGCUGACAAGGAAGGGAAGGAAAAAGGUUAAUAGGAAUCCAUCAGUUGAAGAACGGCGUAAAAGGACACAAAACGUAAGGCGAGCGAGGACAAAUUUUGGUUUUAAUUGGCUGUUGUUUGGAAUGCGUUCUAAUCCUCCAAGUGAAACAAACUAAAUCUUGGAAUGUUGCUUUUGCUAUGUUGCUUUUGGUAUGUUGAACUUGGAAUGUUGUUGUUGUUAAUUUUAAUCGGGUUUGGACAACUACAGAGAACCUUGGUAUAACUAAGUAUAAUUGUUCCUGAAUAUACCCGAAUUUGGUCCUUUAUAUAUCCAAUAAAUGAUAUAAAUUCUCCAUCUUCUCUCUCUCUCUUCUCUCACUUCUCUCUCUCGAGACUCUUCUGCUUACUUUCUGAGGACAAAAUAUCGAAGAUGCAAGGAGAUGGUUCGGGUUCGUCAAGGAGAAGGGAAAAUUCUGCAAGAAAAUUGUGUUUCUGUCGCUUAGAUGCCGAAAUAAGACAAGCUUGGACAGACAAGAACCCGGGGCGACGAUUUUAUGGCUGUCCGCGUUAUAAGGUAUCCCAGCUGAUGAUAGAAAUUGUGAUCCAAGAUUGAAAAAUAAAGAAAUUAUUUACAAUGGAAUUUUUGGCAGGAGAAAAAUGGAUGCAACUACUUCAAAUGGUUUGAUGUAGAGGAUGGUACAGAAUGGCAAAAAAUAGCUUUGAUUGAAGCCCGAGAUGAGAUCCAAGAGAAGAGUAGGGUGAUCGAGCAGUUAAACCAAACCAUUGCAGAACUCACAAUUACUUUGGAGAGGAUCCAACAAGAAGAGGAAAUUGUUAGAGACUUUCAAAAUCUAUAUGUUUAAUGGUGUGAGAAAGUUUUAUUCUAAGUUUACUUACUUAUGUUUCCCUGUAUUGGAACCUAUGUAUUUUCUAAGUCUGUGCACUGUCAAACUUAUGUUGCAACUAUGGAAAACCACGGAAAACUAGUAAAAAAGGUGUUACUAUGAUCGUAAAUAACAGAUAUUUACUUGACAUCAUCCCCUCUAAUCCAACACAAAAUUGUUAAUGCACAAAUACAUUCACUUCACUACUCCCCUAAUUCAUCAACAGAAACUCCUCCUGAAAUUAUAUUAGUGAAAAAACUAAACUAAUUCAUCGUCAUCACAUUUUCUAUUAUGCAUUGUAUAGUCUUUCCAAGUUCAUUUUCUUAAUAAGAGCAGUUUACAAAGGACUAUUCUACAAUUCUCGUGCUUUCGAAAAUAUUCUUGCAAUUAUCAGUUAAACUUGAAUGGUAAUGAGGGAAAAUAACAAGUAAAACCUUCUUAACCAAUUUAAAUUAUACGUAAAACUAAAAAAUGUUGAAAUCACGAAAAAUAGAACUAUGAAGAAAUUUGAUAACACCUGAAACUUCAGUAUAACUAUGAGCAAAUAUUUUGGGGGGGAAAACUAAAAAAAUUUUCGCGCCUAAUCGAUAAUAUUCCAAAAAUCUCAAUUAUUUCGGUCAAAAAGUAGACUCCCUCUCUGCUCUCCGUCUCGUCUCGUCUACUGUGCUCUGUCUCACUUUAGUCAAUUAUUUCUCUCUCUCUCUCUCUCUCUCUCUCUCCUCUGAGACAAAUCCUCUCCUCUCUCUCUUUACUCUCUUCUCAUCUCGUUGAUAUCACACUCUUCCCUCUCUCAUCUUAUCUAUUUCAAAAUUUCCUCUACUGACGAUGACUCACCCGUACCAAGAGAUGAAGGACAUGAAGAAACACAAGAAACACUACGACAUGUUAGGCUACAUUUGCGAUGCCCAGUAUGGAAUUCCUUCCCGUUGUCCAUGUGGCGGUGAAAUCAAGACAGAUGUUUCUCCAAAUCCUAAGUAUCGCCAUGAUUUCGAUACCUUGCCUGGGAGUAGGUACUUCACCUGCAAGAAUUAUGAGGACGAUGGGAUGCACUUUCGUCAGCCAUGGGCUUUUGGUGUUGAGGAUGAAGUGAGGCGCCUAAGGAUGGAGGUGAAUGAUAUGGCUGAAGAGAUUGCUAAGCUUAAGAGGAUUAUUACCUCUACCUCUCGUCCAUGAGAUUCUCAAAUCUCAAGUUCUUACUGUGGAUGUGCUAAAAAUAAGAACUUUGCUUUGUAUUCCCUAUCUAUUUCCAGUUUCGGUUACAAGUCUUUUUUUUUGUUCUGUUAAGACUUGUAUAAGUACUACUAGGUUUGUUCUGUUAAGUCUUUGAAUCUUAUCUAAUGUUAGACUUAUUAUGUGGUUAUGUUAAGAACUUUGUUUGUCUCUCUUGAGUGUUGGCUUAGUGGAUUUCAUUUCAAUUGGUAAUAUGUCAUAUAAUUAUCAUUCACCUAAAACGAGACAAAUCUAAUAACAAUAUUACAACACUAAUAUAACAUAACAACUUAGUCAUAACAUAGUUAAAGUUGUAAAUCCACAUCACAAUCAAGAUAAACAUU